Messenger RNA from Clupea harengus (Atlantic herring), 2500 nucleotides. It is a transcript of the gene stradb, whose product is annotated as STE20 related adaptor beta. The transcript is spliced from 13 exons. Bases 1172 to 2467 code for a protein of 431 amino acids. Lineage: Eukaryota; Metazoa; Chordata; Actinopteri; Clupeiformes; Clupeidae. The record is from RefSeq and is a predicted model, not a curated record. Gene Ontology annotation, cellular component: serine/threonine protein kinase complex. Gene Ontology annotation, biological process: activation of protein kinase activity; protein phosphorylation; protein export from nucleus. Gene Ontology annotation, molecular function: protein serine/threonine kinase activator activity; ATP binding; protein kinase activity.
UGUUAAUUCUUUGAGUCUGACUAUGUCCAUGGAUCAUUAGGGUCGUUAUAGCAACCACCCUAAAUGUCCAAACUAUUCAUGACCAACAAAUCGUAGCCGAUUAACCUACAGUAGCUUAACACCCCAGAUUAUUAUUGAACGUUUGGCUAGCCUUGUCUGCAAACAAGUCCUUUCAAUAUGGGGCUAGCCUAUUGUUAAGAAUUACAAACUUUUUUCCAUUCUUUUGUGCAGUUUCUGAUAUUUUAGCAUAAUGAUUAACUCACUAACCUUCGGUAGGCUGUAAAACACAGGCAUAGCCUACUGUACAUCCACAGGCUAGGCUAUUUAAUUCGUUUAACGUAGCCUAUGCACGUAUGAGAGCCGACGGAAUUUUGAUACAGGGCUGCAUUGGGGUUGGCUGGGGUGGAGUAGCUGGUUGGCUAGGCUCUAGCCUGUUGACAUCGGCGGAGGACGAUUUCACAGUGUGAUACAAUCUUCGGAAUGACUAAGAUUAUCAUCUUUUCCCAAACAGGCUGGAUGGGAGGCCAAAUAUAGGCUAGUGUAGCCUAUUCUUUACAUGUAUUUAUGUUGAAAAGAAUAAUACAGGUUAGACCUAAUUUACAAAACCAAAAUCCAUGUAGGCUAUUGUUUAUAAUGAAAUCAUCUUGUUUUCAUUGAUAAACAAACACCUCAUACUACGUCACAGAAUGGCAUCUUGACACAUCAUGACCAAACUGAUGUGACCUCCCGUCCCGUCAGCGCGAAUAAUAACGGUUCACGCUUCACGGUCAAAGAGCCUAUUCUUUGCGCCCUUGUGGCGGAGUUAAAGGGAACACGCGCUCCCGCGUCGGCUUCAGACAUCCAUUCCCGGAGAAAUGCGUCCGUUCAUGCGCGCGGAGUCGAGCGACGGUUUAGGACAGCUAUGGCAAUAUCUGCAGAGAUCCGGCAUGCACGAAAUGCUCCGAAGGAAUUUGAGGAAAACUGAGGAAUUUAGUGUCAGAUAUUAGCAUAACGAUGGAACAUUUUGUGGGAAUUUAAAUAUUAAUAGAGGAAACGAACGGAGCCGCUCUGCCGGGGUGCCAAUGAGGAAGGGAAGAAAUAAGCAGCGAGAUCCCGGUAUCAGCCAGAGGCGCAUCUCGUGAAGCGGUUAAAUGCCCUCGCGUGAAGAGCCGUUGCCGCGAAAAAGGAACACAUGUCGUUCUUGGACUGCUCCUGCAUCUCCUCCCACUCUCAGGUCCAGCCAAUCAGCAUAGAGGACCAGUAUGAGGACGUCAGUCAACAAUGCCUGGGCAGUGAUGUUCCGGUGUGUUCCGUGUCUGGUAGUGCAGAUGACCUCUCAUCACUCUCUUCUGACCCCUCCCACUACCAUUUACUGUCAGAGCUAGGAAAGGGGUUCAGUAACCUGAGCUGUGUGAGUAUGGCGCGUCACAAACCUACCGGCCGUCUGGUUGCUGUGAAGACCACCAACCUGGACGAGUGCACAGAGGAGGAGCUACUGCACCUGAUGAAUGAGGUUCUGUUGUCUCGUCUCUUCCGUCACCCCAACCUGCUGACGUCUCGCCUGGUCUUCAGCUCCAACUCUCAGCUCUGGGUCCUGUCCCCCCUCAUGGACUACGGUUCAGCUGACUCCCUGCUCCGGUCCUUCUUCCCCGACGGGAUGAGUGAGUCUCUGAUCGCCUACCUUCUCUACGGCGUGCUGAGAGCGCUCGAGUACCUGCACCACAUGGGCUACGUGCACAGGGGCGUGAAGGCGAGUCAUAUCCUGUUGUCUGGUGAUGGUCGUGUGUGUCUGUCUGGACUUCAGAGUGUGUACAGCAUGAUGCGGGAGGGCAAGCGUGUGAAGGCCGUGUUCGACAUGCCCCAAUACAGCCCCGCGCUCCUGCCCUGGCUGAGCCCAGAGUUACUACGGCAGGAUCUCCACGGUUACGGGGUGAAGACGGACAUCUACAGUCUGGGCAUCGUGGCCUGUGAGCUGGUCAGUGGCAGAGUGCCCUUUCAGGACAUGCCACCCACGCUGAUGCUGCUCCAGAAGCUGAGGGGUGUUCACUGCUGCCUGCUGGACGUGCCCCUGGGGGAGCUGGGGGGGCUGAAGGUGUCGCGCUCGGGGGUGGACUCGGGGAUCGGGGAGAGCGUCACCACCGGCGGCAGUCUGACACGGACCACCACCACCACCACCACCACCACCACCGCAGAGAGACCGCAGAGCCCCGGACCCAAGAACCACUCCGCCACCCUCCACAACCUGGUGCAGCUCUGUCUGCAGCAGCAACCGGAACACAGACCCUCAGCUUCUGUUCUCCUUGGCCACGCCUUCUUCAAGCAGGUGAAGAGGCACACCAGGGACUCCUUCCUCAGUCUGAUGUACCCAGCGUUGCCCCUCUCCAGCCCCCCCGACACCCCCCCCUCCUGCCCCACCACCCCAUCCUCUCACACCCCCUCCCCCACCGAGGAGCAGACCCCCCCCGAUGGGCUGUGGGACUUCUCUUAGCCUCGCCCCUCUAGUCCCGCCCCUCUAGCCACG